Mangifera indica (mango) is the source of this 2173-nucleotide messenger RNA. RefSeq names its product aspartyl protease family protein 1-like. Bases 266 to 1840 code for a protein of 524 amino acids. Lineage: Eukaryota; Viridiplantae; Streptophyta; Magnoliopsida; Sapindales; Anacardiaceae. The record is from RefSeq and is a predicted model, not a curated record. Gene Ontology annotation, molecular function: aspartic-type endopeptidase activity. The transcript is spliced from 10 exons. Gene Ontology annotation, biological process: proteolysis.
AAAUUCUGAAGGGCCCACCUCCUACCUCAAUCUGUCACCGAGAGCGCCGCGCGGUCAUCUCUUCACAGCGAGAGAAGAAAUAUAGAGAUAAUGACUUCGCUCCUUCAACUUAUUUAGUUCUAGAACUUCUACUCAACUCUCCUCAGAAACGAUCCAACUCGGAACUCUAACUUAAACUUAGGAGGUGAGUUGGGCUAGAACGCGUUAAUUCACUUUAAAUCAAUCUUCGCAUUUCAUUUUCCUCCUCCUCCUCCUCUUCUGAGCCAUGGCUGAGGAGGCUAACUGUUUCACCAGUCUUUACGCUUUGCUAAUGUUACUGUGCUGCGCCACGUGUUCCUACGGGCUCGGUACUUUUGGCUUUAGCAUCCAUCACCGAUUCUCGGAUCCGGUUGAGAGAAUUAUGGCCGUUGAUGACUUACCGGAGAAAGGAAGUUUCUCUUACUACUCUGCUCUGGCCCACCGUGACCGCCUGUUUCAUGUUCGUGUUCGUGGCCGUGGCCGUGGACUUGUAACGGAAACUGAUCAGACGCCGUUAACUUUUGAAUAUGGAAACGACACUUACCGACUCGAUUUCCUUGGAUUUUUAUAUUAUGCCAAUGUUUCAUUGGGUACACCAGCUUUGUCAUACCUGGUGGCCCUAGACACCGGCAGUGAUCUGUUCUGGUUGCCGUGUGAUUGUGGCAGCUUUUGUAUCAAUGGCUUGAAUUUGUCAUCUGGGCAGGUAAUAGAAUUUAAUAUCUACAGCCCUAGUGCUUCAUCAACAAGUUCAAAGGUUACUUGCAAGAGCUCCUUAUGUGAAAACCACAGACUUUGCAUUUCAGCUGCUGAUAGUUGUCCUUAUCAAGUUCGCUAUAUUUCGGAGGGCACUUCAUCAACUGGGACCUUGGUUGAGGAUGUACUGCACUUGAUAACAAAUGAUAAUAAACCCCAACCUGUUAAUCCUCGUGUUACUUUUGGCUGUGGUCGCAUUCAGACUGGUUCAUUUUUGAGAGGUGCAGCACCUAAUGGUCUAUUUGGGCUUGGUAUAACCAAGCAAUCGGUUCCUAGCAUCUUAGCAAGUCAGGGGCUAAUACCAAAUUCCUUUUCCAUGUGCUUUGCGACUGAUGGUCUUGGGAGAAUCAGCUUUGGAGACCAAGGCAGCUCAGGCCAAGGAGAAACACCAUUUUCUCUGGGGCAAUCACAUCCAACAUACAAUGUUACCAUCACUAAAAUUAUUGUUGGGGGUCUUACCGCUGAUGUAGAGUUCAAUGCAAUUUUUGAUUCUGGAACCUCUUUUACAUACUUAAAUGACCCAGCUUAUACACAAAUUUCUGAGAGUUUCAAUAAUUUGACACAAGAAAAACGAUUUCCAACUGAGAGCUUUGAGCUUCCUUUUGACUAUUGUUAUGUUUUGAGCUCAAAUCAAUCUAAUAUCAGUUAUCCAGAUGUGAAUUUAACAAUGAAAGGCGGUGACACAUUUUUUGUCAAUAAGCCAAUAGUAAUCGUUUCUGUCAAGGAUAUCAAUCUAUAUUGUCUUGCUGUUGUCAAAAGUGAUGAUGUGAGCAUCAUUGGACAAAACUUCAUGACUGGCUAUAAAGUAGUCUUCAAUAGAGAUAAGAAUGUUUUGGGUUGGACACCAUCCAACUGUUAUGAUGAAAGCAGCACAGGCAUUUUGCCAGUUAGCCCAGCUACGAGCCCUGCAGUGCCACCAGCCAUUGCAGUCAAUCCAGAAGCCAGAACUGGGAACGAUGGUAACUCUCCGAUAUCAUCAGCACCGACCGCUGGAAGUCAUUCACCUAAGUUACGCCCUUUUACUUUUGCCCUUGUGAUGCUUCCUAUUUCUGUUUUAGCCGCUUUCUGAUCUUUCUUUCUUUGAUCUGAGUUUAGUCGUUUCAACCAAUUAUCAUAUUGGUAUUAGUGGUCAUUUUUCCCUGGAGAAAUGGCAUGCCCUUGGAAGCAUUAUUGCUUCAGUUUUGUUGGCAUUGGCGGCAUGGAUUAAAGAUGGGAUUGUAUAUAUAUACAUAUAUAGGCGGUAUGAACAGAGACCAGUAGGAUAGAUUCCCCAUAUACGACAGUUUAUAUGCUGAUAAUAAUUUUUAUUGUUAGUUAUUAUUGGUUUAAGAAUUUGCACUAAAUUUCCUGACAAGUUAUGGACAUUAGUCCUUGCAAUAGCUGAGUGUUGUUUUGAUUUGAA